Drosophila bipectinata is the source of this 1434-nucleotide messenger RNA. RefSeq names its product ceramide synthase schlank (gene schlank). Gene Ontology annotation, cellular component: membrane. The record is from RefSeq and is a predicted model, not a curated record. Gene Ontology annotation, molecular function: DNA binding; sphingosine N-acyltransferase activity. NCBI's taxonomy places the organism in Eukaryota, Metazoa, Arthropoda, Insecta, Diptera, Drosophilidae. Gene Ontology annotation, biological process: ceramide biosynthetic process.
AAAAAAAAAAAAAAAAAAAAAGAACCGGCAACAACAGCAGCAGCAGCAGGCCAGUGUCAACAUGGAGAUAAUCAAUAAGCUGAGCGGUGCUUUUUGGAGCACACAGAUCUGGCUGCCGCCGAAUACAACAUGGGCGGACAUAGCGCCCGGCUCCCGGCCGGAUGUGGUGCACGCCAACUACAAGGACCUCAUCUGGCCGAUACCACUGGCCGCGGUGGUCAUGCUGGUUCGCUACACCCUAGAGCGUUUCUGGAUAUCACCCAUUGGAAAAUCGUUGGGUAUACGUAGUUCUAGACCUAAGAAAGCAGCUAAUGUUCCUAUACUCGAGACAGCCUAUGCCAAAUCCACGCGUCUGGACAACAAACGGCUGGCUCCGUUGUCGAAACAAACCGACAUGUCUGAACGCCAAAUCGAACGCUGGUGGCGCCUGCGACGUGCCCAGGACAAGCCCUCCACCCUGGUCAAGUUCUGCGAGAACACCUGGCGAUGCAUCUACUACCUGUACAGCUUCAUCUUUGGAGUGAUUGUCCUGUGGGACAAGCCCUGGUUCUGGGAUGUUAAGAGCUGCUGGUACGGCUAUCCCCAUCAGUCGAUCAGCAAUGAUAUCUGGUGGUAUUAUAUGAUUUCGAUGUCGUUCUAUUGGUCGCUAACCGGCACCCAGUUCUUUGAUGUGAAACGCAAGGAUUUCUGGCAAAUGUUCAUCCAUCAUAUGGUCACCCUGCUCCUGAUGUCCCUCAGUUGGGUCUGUAAUCUGCAUCGUGUUGGCUCCUUGGUGCUCGUUGUCCACGACUGUGCCGAUAUCUUUCUGGAGGCGGCCAAGCUAACCAAAUAUGCCAAAUAUCAGAAGCUAUGCGAUGCCAUCUUUGCGAUCUUCACGGUGGUCUGGAUUGUGACACGAUUGGGCUUCUAUCCUCGCAUCAUCUACAGCUCGUCUGUGGAAGCACCACGCAUUCUGCCCAUGUUCCCAGCCUACUACAUCUUUAACUCACUGCUGCUGAUGCUCCUCGUCCUGCACGUCAUCUGGACAUAUAUGAUUCUCAAGAUUGUGGUCGACUCUCUGCAGAAGGGUCUGAUGUCCGGUGACAUUCGGUCCAGUGAUAGUGAGGAUCUCACAGAUAGCUCGGAGAAUGCCCGGCUGGCCAAUGGAUCGGCGCGUUCCAAGGCCAAGUCGAAUAGUGGCGGAGGAGCUGGUGGAGCAGAAACUACAGCCAUUCAACGAAAGUCCCUCAACGCCAAUAAUCACACAACCGAAUCGGGUGGAGGAGCUGCGUCAGCGGCGUCCCAAUAGGCUAGAAUGGAGGUCUGGUUAGGAGGAUGGAGGAGGAGGCAGCACCUAUUAUAAAGGUGCAGGUUCAGGAGCAACAACAACAACAACAACAACAACAAACAAACAACACCCACACCAACAUGCAUAACCCACACACACACACACGC